Brassica rapa (field mustard) is the source of this 5087-nucleotide messenger RNA. RefSeq names its product rho GDP-dissociation inhibitor 1. Gene Ontology annotation, biological process: Rho protein signal transduction. Gene Ontology annotation, cellular component: cytoplasm; cytosol; membrane. The record is from RefSeq and is a predicted model, not a curated record. NCBI's taxonomy places the organism in Eukaryota, Viridiplantae, Streptophyta, Magnoliopsida, Brassicales, Brassicaceae. Gene Ontology annotation, molecular function: Rho GDP-dissociation inhibitor activity; protein binding.
UCUAGUGGCCUCUACCUAGUCCGCUAUAAUUACCCUGAAGACGUCUCGAACGCAUGUAACAGCCUAGAUAGCUGCCAAGGCAAAGGCUGCUACAGCACCAGUACCAGACGGAUCCUCCUAGCAGUUGAUCCAAGACCGCUACGACCACUUUAACCUAGUUGAUUUCAAGUUUUUAGCCUCUUAGUAUAAAUAUGACUUGCCUUAAGUGAACAAGAUCAUCCUUUUAUCUAUUGUAUAGCCAUAAUACCUUUUGGAUAUUUUGGUAUUUAUGCAUUUACUACUUUCUCUCUUGUGAUUAUAUGCUUCUUAAGCUUGAUUAUGCUUCAAAUUAUUUUGGGUUGAAAGUGUAUUCAAGAUGAUUUGUGAGCAGCCACCUCUUGAAUCUAUGGGAUAUGCUAAUUUAGGGUGAUUUGAUGAAUGAUUAAGAGCAUGAUUAAUGAGGGGUUCUUAGUGUGGGUUUUUAGCGGAAUAUAAGAAACUGCCUCUUAACUUUUAACUAAAAAAACUAAGAACCGGCUCUUAAAUAUCUUAUUUAAGAGCCGGUUCUUAGGUUUUUUAGUUAAAAGUUAAGAGACAGUUUCUUAUAUUCCGCUAAAAACCUCACCCUAAGAACUUUCCAUUAAUCAUGCUCUAAGAUGUUUAGUAUUAGAUUUACAUGUAGAUUUUACAUGUUUCCCUACUAUCUUAGUGUUUUUAACGCUAGAAUGGACUUGGUUAUUCUUAGUCUAGAUUCUAGAUUAAAUACACUGAAGAUGUAUGUUAAAAUGCUUGAAUGAACUUAGUUAUGCGUUAACUUGACUAACCAAAUGGAUUUGAUAUUAAAAUUACUAUAUGGUUAGUAGAAUUGUUUAAAAUGCAUGUUUGAUUGUGUUAGACCAAAUGGAUUUAAUAGUUAAUGUUGCAAAAAAUAAUGUAUGAUUUUGUCUCUUUUGAUAAAGCUGUACUGCGUAAUUUUUAACUUCAUUUACUCCACAAUAUGUGAUAUUCUUUCUCUACUUUAGUUAUAUCAACUACAUAUGUGUCAUAUUUUUCAAAUAUUGAUGAAAUUUACUCAAUCCCCAUUGUAGUUUUAGUAGGAAGCGUAACUUAUGCUAGACUGCUUUAUUAUCGUGAAAACUCUUCAAAUAAUACAUUUUCGUGGUCGUGUGAUUCAAAAAAAAAAUUUAACUGGCGUAGAGCUGGAAUGCCAAGCUUCUAGAAUAUUGAUUUGGAAUUUCUAACCCAAAAUAUGAUGAGAUUAAGAAAUGACAUUGCAACUUUCAUAGCUCUUAUUUUUUGGUGGCUCAAUUAUAACGAAAUAGGUUAGUAUAAUAUCAUAAUUUACUAUGGUAUUAUUUAGUAUAUUUAGCUUUUCUGACAUAUUUUGACAUUUUGCGUUUUAUAACACUUUAUUUUUUCUAUUUUAAGGUAAUCGGAAGAUUACAGACGGGGGAAUGUGUUCUAGGAUCAUCUCUAAUCAACCAUGCACUAGAGACAUAUUUAGUGUACUUGAUUUAUAAUAUUUUAUAAAAUCUAAUUCAAUAGAAGAUUCCACUUUAAACCCCUCAAGAACUUUUAUUAAUAUAAAAUGAUGCUUAAUAUUAUGUUAUUUUGAUAACAUUUUAUAGUAAUAUCAUUAAUACAAAUAACAAAUGUGAGUAUUGAUUGUAUAUGUUUUAAUACUAUCAUUUUUAUAAACCGUAUGUUAUUUAGUAUUAUAAAAUAAUAUUAGAUUACAAUUACAAUAUCUUAUUAUCGUAUGAUAUUCACAUGAAUGUUAGUCAUUUACAUUAACUUUACAGUUUAUCAUAUGAAAAGGUUGACGGAGUAACUUAACAUAUAUUUGAUUAUCUAGACAAUAAUUAGGCAGUACAAAUGGUUUGAUAUUGUAUAUUUUUAAAAAAUAUGAAUGUUUAGACUAAUAUGAAAUAUUUUUUUUAUUAUAGAUAUAACCUAUAUUAUAACUUUUAAACUUAGCAAAAAGAGAGUAUAUUCUAAGGCAGCCUAAUACUUUAAAAAAUAUUAUAUUGGUGGGUAAUAUUUGAUCGUCACUAUAUGUAAAUCAUCAUUUACAUCAUAUAUUUUGUAUUUAUUUAUUAUAUAGAAAAUUGUAAUAAAUUAAUAUAUUCUUUUCUUUUUGAAAGGCAACGUACACUAAUAUAUUAUCAAAUCAUACUAUCAAUAAUAUAUAUCAAUGAAUCACCAUUUAAGUUGGUUACGCUAAAGAUGUACGUAAACAUUGGUACUCCUUCAUACAAAACUUUUGCACUAUCUUUUUAUUCUUAUCAAUAAUAUCCUAAGAAAAUUUAAAACCAUUCAAACUUACAAACUCAAACAUCUCAAUCAAAUUUCAUAAUUUUCCAAAUAUUUCUCACUUAUCAAAGAAAAAAUCAGGAAUUCAUGGCAACCAAUAACACGUAAUUUCUGACCUCAGUGAAGAAUUAACUAGUGUCGACGUUUGGGCAAAUAUAUUAUGACAAACAAAAAAUCCAUUAAAUCUACAAAUGAUCAUCUUAUUCUUGGUAACUUAAAUGUAUGUUCUGCGUAAUAUUUAUUUAUUUAUAUUUCCUUGAUUUAUUGUAUAAAAAAAUUUGUUUACUUUUCACACUCGCAUUAUCGGGACUGAUAUCUCACAAGGAAGCUAUUAUGCUUGUAGAUGGGCGCGCGCGCUGAUAAAACUAAUAAAAGAGCCCAAUAAGGUUGGCUAUUAGCCUCCCUCUCCUAUUUGGCGAAUUUAUUCUCAGUUUGUAUAUGUUUAAACUCUUUCCACUUGCAAGCCAGCAAGCAAGAGACCAUCCUCACAAUGUGUAACCAUGCAAAUAUAUUUGCAAUGUAGACUGUACAUAUUUAGCAAAUUUUGAAUUUCAGAGUGAUAUUUACAAAAUUAUAGGAUCACCACAUGACCAUUUCUUCAAGCUCCAUAUAUAAACAUACCUCAACAAAAAGCACCAAAACUCUUCCUUUUCCUCUCUCUUCUCUCUAGAGCCAUAUUUGCAUUUUACUCAAACCAAAAGGUUGGCAUUAUCUAAGAUCUUAUUAGAUCAAGAAGGUGAUCUUGUGUGUUUUUUGUCUGUUUUGUUUUGGUUGGAAGAAUCAAUAAUGGAGUUGGAAGAUGAGAAGAAGGGAGGGGAAGCUUCAGGACAGACAUCAGACAAAGAAAUGGGGCUAAGCAGAAAGAACAGUGAUAGCUCUUUUUCUCCGACAGAAGAUGAUGACGAAGACGAAGAGAAGAAGCCCCAACUCGGUCCCAUGAUCGCUCUCAAAGAACAGCUUGAGAAAGACAAGGAUGAUGAAAGCUUGAGGAGAUGGAAGGAACAGCUAAUCGGCGUGGUGGAUUUGGAAGAUGUAGGAGAGACACCGGAUCCAGUAGUAAAGAUACUAGACUUAACAGUUAGGUCUCCAAACAGAGAAGACAUGGUAUUAACGAUACCCGAUGAUGGAUUGCCUAACCCUAAAGGUCCUUGGUUCACCAUAAAGGAAGGAUCUAAGUACACACUUGUCUUUAACUUCCGUGUCACCAACAAUAUUGUUUCGGGCCUUCGCUAUAACAACACCGUCUGGAAAACCGGUGUCAAGGUGGAUAGUACGAAAGCAAUGCUUGGGACGUUUAGUCCUCAAGCUGAGCCAUACCAACAUGUGAUGCCUGAAGAAAUAACACCGUCUGGUAUUUUCGCUAGAGGAUCCUAUUCUGCAAGAACUAAGUUUAUUGAUGACGAUAAUAAGUGCUACUUGGAAAUCAACUACACAUUCGACAUCCGCAAGAAUUGGCAAUGAUCCACCGAAUUCAACAUUCUCUCCAGUCUAAACCUAUAUGACUAAAGCUCUUUUGAUAACACAUAUUUUCUAUCUUCCCUGCAACUUUGCAGACUAGAAAACUUAUUUAUUUAUUUUUAAUUAAACGAGCAUUAAUAAGAGAUUUCGUUUGAGUGUUUAUGGAGUUUUUCCUCUUCUCUUUUCUUGUGAUCUUUCGAUAUCUUGUAGAGCUUUGAGAGCAACAUUAUUUUGAAAUGUAGGUACAGUAACCGAUUAUAAACUGCACCAACUUUUUAAUUAAAAAAAACUGCACCAACUUUUUAAUUAAAAAAAAACGGCACCAACUUUCUUCUUUUUAUCUAUACUUUCUCUAUUUAAUGAUAUAAACAAUUUUAAACGAUGGAUAAUUAUGCUAUUAAAAACUAUGAAAAAUAUUACAUACAUUCAUUUUCUUUAAAAUGAGUUUGUAUUUUACUUCAAUGGCUUCCCUCAGUUUUAUUUUCAAAAUAGAAUAUUUUAGGUAUAUUCUAUUAUUAAUACUUACUAUUAUUUUUAAUAAUGCUUGCUAUUUUAAAAACUUAUAAAGUUUACCCAAAAUAAUUAUAUUUUAACUAUAUUUUAUUAUUUACACUAAAUAAGGAAUUCAUGCGAUGUUGCACGAGAACUCAUUUUAUAAAAAUAAAUAUUCACAUAUUGCAAUAGAAAACUUUAUAAAUGUAUCAAAAAUAUUCAACCUAUUUUUGCCCUUAAAUAUAUCCAAUCAUGUUUUGAGUCUUUAAAGUAUUUUAAUUAUUUAUUUCCAAGCUUUUUCUAUCAAAUAUUACAUAGUUAAUAUAUAUUAAUUUCUAUUUAUAUCAUUUCCAAAAGGUGUGAACAAAAAAUUAUGAUUGUUCAAACAUACCUCUAUCAUAUUUCAAUUUUAUGUUUUUAUAAUAAGUUAAUAUAAGAAAAUUUAUUUAAUAUUUUUAAAUAUGUCUUUAUCAAUGAGUCUAAAACAUAUUUCAAAUUUUUAAUCAAAAAGUAAAGAUACACCAAAAUAAAAAAAUUAAUUUUUAUCUGAAAUAUAAUUUAAACUUUAAAUAUUAACCAUUAGAAAAUGUUUAUUUCAUUUUUGAUAUUUUUUAUAUGUUGUCAUCUGGGCCAGGACUCAAAGAUAAAAGAAAGAGUCGUUUUUCUUUCCAUUAUAAAAAAUCAUAACAUUUCCUCUUUUUAGUUUCGAAGAUUUUAAAAUUUUAGUGAAAAUUGCCAAAAAUACCAUAUUCAUAAUACCACUUUUCAUGUUUAUUUUAAUUAUUUUUACUUUGAAAGAAGGAAAAUGUCAUUUAUAAUCUUAGAUUAACUAAUCUAGACUUAUG